GAAAGAGGAAGAAGGUGGAUUCCAUUGCCUUUGCUCCGCUUUGCUUUGCUGUGCUGCUUGAGGAGGGACCCGUUGAGGAAGAGGAGCAGAAGCAGGAGGAGGAGGAGGAAGCAGAAGGGACGAUGGUGGUGUUGGUGAUGGGGAUGGGAUUGCGGAGCCUCUUCUUCUUCUUCUUCUUCAUCAACAUCUUCUUCACAGCCUCACAGAGUGCUGUCUCCCACUUUGCUGCUUGUGCCUGCUCGGUUGGGAGCUCCGGUGAUCUCUGUCUGAUGCUGAGAUCUUGCCAUUAGAACUGGACCAGGAGUGAUCGUCUCAGUCUGCAGGUAUUGAAUUAGAAACCUUAAUGCGUAAGAUUUCUAUUGGACUUGGAGACAACUACAGCCGUCCUCCGUUUCAUCGAAUACAGCAGGAUGUAGGCUUCUAUGAAGUGGCAGAGGAAAAUAACAGCUCUGAAGUGAGCAGCCGCAGAUAUGUAGUGGAAAUUGGAUGUGUGGAAUGUCUGCAUUGGGAGGUGGCGUGACCUUUGCUCAGACUUGGUUGUAGAGGGUGCAGGCAGGCAGGUUCGAAAUAUGUGGGCGGAUGGAGGUCUGCGGAAAGGGCGCCAGUUUCAACGAACCAGAUCUACUGGUUUGGCUGCCCUCCUGGAUGAAAAAGAGAUUGACGCUGGGGUUAUUGUUGCGUCUUGUAUGCAUGAUGAGUGUAGCAAAUGGGGGCUGGACCGUACUCUGGCACACGUUUUUGGUGUGUCACCUGGGUUGGAGCUCUCUUUGUUAGAUCAUGACAGGAUUGAUGCAAGUAGUGUGCGAUCGUACCUGUAUUCACAACUCAGUAUCGUUCGACAAGCAGAUGACUAUUCCACGUCUGAUCGUGAUCAUAAGAAGAGCGUUUUCAUUAACGACUCCCCUUUUGGAAAUGGUAUUGUUGCUAUGGAUAGCGCCUCUGCUUGUGGAGACAUCAAGUUUGAUAAGAGAUUUUUGCAAUUGGAGAGCCAUUCCGUUUUUAUCAGCGCUCGUGCCAAUGCAUGUGUUUGGAGGGGUCGGUGGAUGUAUGAAGCUACUCUUGGGACAGCAGGCAUUCAGCAACUUGGCUGGGCUACCAUCUCAUGUCCUUUCACGAACGAGGAAGGCGUAGGUGAUGCAGCAGAUUCGUAUGCGUAUGACGGGAAGAGAGUCCGUAAGUGGAAUGAAUGUCAUGCAACUUAUGGUCAGCCUUGGGUAGCAGGGGAUGUUAUUGGUUGCUGUUUGGACUUGGAGAAAAAAGAAAUAAUUUUUUACAGGAAUGGUAUUUCUUUAGGUGUAGCUUAUGACAAAAUCAGAGCGGUUGAUCCCAAAGAUGGUUACUACCCAGCAAUCUCAUUGUCACAUGGCGAGCGCUGCGAAUUGAAUUUUGGUGGGAGGCCAUUCAUGUAUCCUGUUGAGGGAUUCUCUCCUAUUCAGCUGCCUCCAACAGUUGAAGUCGGCGACAUGGAGAAUGAGAUGAAUUCAGUGUGUGACAGAGCAAAAUUUUUGCUUGGUUGUUUGCAGAGGCUUGUGCGAUUGGGAAGUGGAGAGGUUGCGGCAGCCAUGGCACCUGAGGACAGGCUGAAGAGAUACACUCCCCUAACAGACCAUGAUGUUUUAUUAAUAGGUGCGGAAAUCUGCGAUUUUCUUAGACCGCUGCUUCUACGGAGUUCAAGUCUCGGUAAAGAUGAGAAAUCAAAUCUACCAGAAGAUUAUACAGUUUGGGGUGCACUUGUUCCGUUCCUGCUGGAGACCUACAGAUCAGAAGCCCCCCAUGAUGCCCCUAGUGUUGAUCUGGCACUGGAUCUUUUGCUCCCAGGAUUAGAAAGGGAUGCUUGUGGUAGCUCUUUUGUCUCCACUAUUAUGGAAGCUCUUGCCUAUGGCUGCCGCACAUCUCCGUUUGUGUUGGCUGACCAUCCUUACACGGGUCCCUAUCCAUACCUGGCCUUAGCUUGUCAUCUGCUGGAACGAUACGAUUUUAUGGUCUCAUGGUGGAUGUCAGAAGGAUUCGAUUUAUGUCUGGAGGGACUGCUUACUCGGAAGGGUCCAAACAAGAAUGAUCUUGAAGGGUUGAUGCCAAUAGUAUGGUGGCCUGGAUCUCGAGAGGACCUCUGUUCAGAGGGUAAAAUGAGGCAUGCGGCAACAGCAUUGUCUAGAGCAAUUGUCAAGAUAGAAGAUUUGCAAUGGGAGCUCUGCGGUCGACUUCUUCACUUUGUACCGCCUCCGACUGAAGAGUUAGCCCAGCCUCUCCCUGGUGUGGUUUUUCGGAGGUUUUUACGCAACCUCAUAUGCAAAAAUCGCGGGGCUUACAGGAGUAUUGCGCCAGCAGGGCUGUCUGAUAAUUCUGUGCUAGUUUCGACACACUGUGUUUUGCUGCGACUUCUGUCUGAGGGCUUCGGACCAGGCAAGGUGAUUGGUGAUACCAACGAGGGAAUGAAGGACCAUGAUAAUUCUAAGGGCUUUCUUCAUAGGGUUGGCAAGCGUACUUUUCCCGCGAGCAUCUUCUUGAAGGACUCUGAUUUCGCUCGUUUAGGGGGAACCUUCAGUCAUUUGGUGAAAACCUUUUCUGGGGGGUUGGAUGUUCUGGAAGUGGAAUGGGAGGAAAGCUGCAUGGAUGAAGAGGACGACAUCGUACGACAUGGAGGGAAACUUAAGCCAGCUUGUUGUUCAGAUCUUGCCUUAAGUGAGUUGCUGGGCCCUAGCAAGAGUCUUGUGAGGGUUCCUAGUAAGAUAGUUGCUGUUAGUACAUCAGCUGGAGUGGGUGAAAGGAUCAGUAGUCCUAUCAGUAGUACUUACACUAGUGGCCGGAGUUGUGACGAGUGUGUUGAGGAUAAGCCAAGUUCAAGUGGAAGGGUGUACAUCAGCUCGGGAGGGGCUCCUGCAUCUCGCAGUUACAGAAAGUCAGGGUUUAGAUCUGUCAAGGAACUAUCUGAGGCUAUUAGAGAAGAGGAGUUGCUUGAUAUUAUGCUCGUCUUCUACCACCUCGGGCUUGCUCAAAUUUUUAGACAGGCCUCGUUCUUCAUGCAGCAUCAAAUGCAAUCUAUCGCACAGCUCGAUGAAACCGAUCGUCAGAUACGUGGAGAAAAGAUGUCUUGUGAAUAUUUGAAGCGGUUGAAGGAAGCCAGAACAGUGUAUAGAGAAGAUUUGAUUGAUUGUGUACGGCAGUGCACGUGGUACCGAGUGACAAUGUUCGCAAGAUGGAAGCUCAGGGGAAUGUAUGCUACAUGUAUCUGGGUUGCGCAGCUAUUGUUGGUCCUGAGCAAGAAAGAUUCUAUUUUUAGCUUCGUUCCAGAGUUCUAUGUGGAGACUUUGGUAGACUCUUUUCAUGUUUUGCGAAGGAGUGACCCUCCAUUUGUGACGCCUUCUUCUCUCCUACAACAAGGCCUUUCGCCUCUGGUGACUUUUUUGGUUACCCAUUUCAGUGAUGCCCGCAUAGCAAAUUCAGAUGUGCGAGAUAUUUUGUUGCAAUCAAUUUCAGUGUUGGUGCAACAUAAGGAACACGUCAUUGCAUUUGAGCGGAGCCAAGCAGCCCGUGCAGGCAUGGUUGGCUCUCUUUUAGCUUCUUUUGACAACCGCUUCUGGAUUCCUGUAUCCAACAUCUUGUUGCGGCUCUGCAAGGGUUCUGGAUUUGGAGCUUCAAAAUGUUUAUCACAUGGGAAACCAUUCUCUCCCCACUUCCAGCGUUUACUAAAAGAAAAAUGCAUGAGCGAUGAAAAGCUUUUUGCAUCGUUUCUUAACCGCCUCUUCAACACACUGAAUUGGACCAUAACAGAGUUUUCUGUCGCAAUCAAAGAGAUGCAAGAACACUCCGACCUACGUCAGGUACCAGAUUUGCUGCAACGGAAAUGCAUAGUAAUGUUCGAGCUUUCUUGCAAUUUAGAAAGGAUACUCGAAUUUUUCACACAGGAGUUGCCGCAUGCCUUCUUACAAGGGCCUGAAAUCAAUCUCGUUCGGCUUUGUGAGCUCAUUAUAUUCGUUCUCAACCACACUACAUCAUGUGCAGAUGCCCAUUUUUUUGACAGCACUGUCAGGCAGCAAGGGCAAUCUUUAGAAAGGGUCAACAGGGCAAUGAUCUUGGCUCCUCUCGUUGGCAUUGUGCUCAAUUUGAGAAGUACUACCUCAUUACCAAGUCCAGUUAUAGCGCACGACAUGGCAACUGUCCUUGCUGCUGCAGACAUUUCAACAGCUCUGAUUGGCAAUUUCCAGUAUCUGAUGAACUAUAGCUGGGAGGUGACAUUCAAAGGUGAUCCUUCAAUAAAAAGGAUAUCAGAUUUGAAAUUUUUUAUAUCGAAACUUAAGGAUGAAAUAGAGAAAGUUCGUCGACAAGCUUCUGUCGAUUCUUUUCUUUCAUCGAACCCAUCUUCAGAUCCUCUGGGGAACCUUGCAAUUAUGGAUAGGGAAGAAACUUGCACUAUUUGCUAUGCUUGCGAAGUGGACACCGUUUUCUUGCCCUGCAAACACAAGUCAUGCCAACGUUGUAUAUCUCGUCAUCUCCUAAACAAUCAACGAUGUUUUUUCUGCAAUUCCAAUGUCAUUAAAGUUUCUUCAAUGUGUGCUGUGGAAAAUGACGAGUGCCCAGCAGAUCUAAGCAGGACUUUAACUGGCACUUUAGCAGAUGCCAAGUUACCUCAACCUAGCACAGGGCCACCACCAACGAUACAAUAGAUGAUAGUCAUGCAAUGUUAGAUCAGUCGUGGAAUAUGAUGAAUACACCUUUUUUGGAAUUUUAGGGUAAUUUUGAAGAUAUGAAUCAUCUUCAAGCUUCGACGAGAAGUUUCUAAUAGUUAACUGCACAAAAUUUGCCCCAUACACGACAUCUAGUCAAGUGUAUUAAUUCAUUGUAUAUCGCAUUUUGUAUGGGCACACCCUAGGCGCGAGGAAGGUGUGAUGACCAAAGUUAUCAACUCAUUUCAGUUCGUUGGGUUUAUUUAAGCAGGUGAUGAUAUUUGAAUUUCUUUGUAUGCAUGACUUCUCUGUUAUUCCAACAAAAAUAGGUGUAGUACAAGGUACAUUAAUUCCAAGUGGACUUUCUGAGAGAAGCUCUUGCCGGGAUCAGCAUGUGCAACCUCCUGUAUUAGGCUUCAGUAUGACUACGCUGCAUUGUGAGGUGAAGAUGAGGCUGUAAAGACUACAUAUUGAAUGGUGUUUUGGAUAUCGUUCCAGUGUUGGGAAAGUUGCUUUAUGAACUUCCUUGCAGAUAUACUUGCUUCCUUAUUUCAGAAUUUCCGUAUUAUGUUUUGUUCAGAUCCUUAUUUCGAGAAGCUCUGUCCCUGUUGCCACGCUGUCACUUUUAUCUUGUGGCAACAUUGUGAGUUAGAAAAUGUGAAGUUGCUUUCACAUUGUAUUUUGAAUACCAAUACCCCGUUUCUUUUCUUUUUA
Physcomitrium patens is the source of this 5378-nucleotide messenger RNA. RefSeq names its product E3 ubiquitin-protein ligase RKP. Lineage: Eukaryota; Viridiplantae; Streptophyta; Bryopsida; Funariales; Funariaceae. Gene Ontology annotation, cellular component: cytoplasm. Gene Ontology annotation, molecular function: ubiquitin-protein transferase activity; protein binding. The record is from RefSeq and is a predicted model, not a curated record.